Molecule: messenger RNA, 1146 nt
Organism: Clonostachys rhizophaga
Lineage: Eukaryota; Fungi; Ascomycota; Sordariomycetes; Hypocreales; Bionectriaceae
Source: the annotation of a GenBank genome assembly
AUGGUCGCAUCCACAGAACCGCCUACCAUAGCGGUCAUCGGCGCCGGAGUCAUCGGUCUCUCGGCCGCCCUCAAGAUCCAAGCCCUCCUCUCCGGCGCCUCCGCCCAGGCCCGAGUCGUGCUCAUCGCGCGCGAAUGGCCAACCUCGAUCCCGGGAGCACCCAUCUCCCACUCUCCCGACUACGCCUCCAUGUGGGCGGGUGCUCACGUGCGCCCGAUCCCGGCCGGCGACAGUCCUCAGCUUCAGCGCGAGGCCCGCUGGCUCAAGCAGACGGUCGCUGAGUUCGAGGAGCUGCUGCGGACGGAGCCGUCGGUCGGCAUCACCCGCACGCCUGGCAUUGAGUUCCUCGACGCGCCGCCGCCUGACUACGUCAGGCAGACCGAGGCCAGCUUCGUCGAGGAAACUGGGCUGGCGGGGUACCGCAAGUACGCUGCCUCGGAGCUUCCCCAAGGCGUGCAGCUUGGAUAUGAGUACGAGACAUACUGCGUCAACUCGCCUCUGUACUGCGGUAACCUGCUGCGCAAGUUCAUCGUCCAGGGUGGCAAGACGCUCCACAGAGAUCUGAAAAGCGAGUGGGAAGCGUUCGCCGCAGGCGGAUCCAACGUAAAGUUGGUCGUCAAUGCGAGCGGCACAGGGUUCGGAGACUGGAGAAGUUUCCCUACGCGGGGACAGACCGUCAUCACGAAUGUCCUAUCAGCGACGAAGACGGUGACGAGGCAGAACAAGGAUGGGACAUGGAGCUUCAUCAUCCCUCGUUUCUUCAAUGGCGGGACCAUCAUCGGUGGGACCAAGGAGCCUGGGAACUGGCAGGUCGAGCCCCGGCCCUCGACGCGGGAGGUUCUUCUUGCUGGAGGUAAGGCGUUGGCCCCGUACGCCACAAUUGACUCAUCGCCGUUGAAUGAGAAGGACUUGCGUGUCAUUACGGAUGUGGUAGGCAGACGGCCGACGCGGGAAGGAGGAGUGAGGAUCGAGCUGGAAGAGAAGCAACUGACGGAUGCCAAUGGCCAACUGAGAACAGGCCAUGUUCUUCAUUCGUAUGGCGCGGGUGGUCGUGGAUUUGAGAUCAGUUGGGGAGUAGCCAACGAGGUGUCAGAGGUUGUGAAGGAUUUGUUGCCCUUGAUCGUAGGGACUAAAGCCAAGUUAUAG